AAAGACAAAAAUGAUAAAAGUUAUCAUUUUUUUCAUUUUUUUCAUUCUUUCUUCUUCAACCGUGGGAAAGAACCAAAAAUGGCAGCCAUGGAUGAGCUCCAUUCGGCCAAGCUUCUAUGGCUUAUAUAGAUCAAUAAAACACAAAAUUUUGGAUUAAGAUCGGGGAAGAACAAAGUUGUGUGCUAAGUCAGGAAAGUUAGCCGUUUCAGCAUUUGAGAGAGAGAAAUCCCGGUUGAACCUUCGGAAAGAUUGGAUGAUACAGAUGGUAUGUAGCUAGGUCACAUGUAUGGUGCUGAGUGCACAUCAUGUGUACAAGAGAGCUACGAGACAUUAUGAUGUAGCUAGGUCGCAUGGGUGAUACUAUGUGUGUUGUCAGGUUGGCUCGGGGUUGGAGAUCGUCGGAAGUAUCAUCACACUAUUAGUUUAUCAAAUUAGAAUAAUGGUAAGGGGUGUUACAGCCACGGUUGCAUCCGGUGGAGCUUCCAUCGGCCUUAUCAAUCCUUACAACUCCCAGCAACUAAUAAAACAUCCAUCUUCAUUUCUUGGCACCAAGUUCAAACUCAGGCUCUCUUCUAAAGGCAGCCCCUCAAUUCCUAAAACGCCGGGAGUUUUGUCCUUGAAAGCUCAACUCAUUGAUGUAGUUCGUGAUCUCUUUGUGGGAGUGGGGAUAGGGUUGCCAUGCACCGUCAUGGAGUGUGGUGAUAUCAUAUAUAGAAGCACUUUGCCGAAGCCCGAUGGGCUAACCCUAACUGUGCCUGGUGCUAUUUUGGCUGUGGGUGCUCUGUCUUAUCUCUGGGCCACUCCAGGUGUCGCUCCUGGGUUUUUCGACAUGUUUGUUCUUGCUUUGCUUGAGAGGUUGUUUAGACCAACUUUUAAGAAGGAUGAUUUUGUUUUGGGAAAGAAGCUGGGCGAGGGUGCUUUUGGUGUCGUCUAUAAAGUUUCAUUGGCUAAUAAGAAGCCUAAUUCAAAGAAAGAGGGUGACUUGGUGGUGAAAAAAGCUACGGAAUAUGGUGCGGUGGAGAUCUGGAUGAAUGAGCGUGUUCGAAGAGCUUGUGUAAACAGUUGUGCUGAUUUUCUAUACGGCUUUCUUGAGGGUUCCUCAAAGAAAGGAGGAGAGUAUUGGCUUGUAUGGCGAUAUGAGGGGGAGGCCACACUUUCAGAUUUGAUGCUGAGCAAAGAGUUCCCUUACAAUGUAGAAACAAUGAUACUUGGGGAGGUUCAGAACUUGCCCAAGGGCUUGGAAAGGGAAAAUCAAAUCAUCCAGACUAUCAUGAGACAGAUCUUAUUUGCCUUGGAUGGUCUUCAUUCAACUGGAAUUGUGCACAGGGAUAUUAAGCCACAAAAUAUUAUUUUCUCUGAAGGGUCUCGUACAUUUAAAAUCAUUGAUCUAGGAGCUGCAGCAGAUUUGAGAGUGGGCAUCAACUACAUUCCAAAGGAAUUUCUUUUGGAUCCAAGAUAUGCUGCACCAGAGCAAUAUAUCAUGAGUACACAAACUCCUUCUGCACCUUCUGCUCCAGUGGCAACUGCACUUUCCCCUAUUUUGUGGCAGAUGAAUCUGCCGGAUCGAUUUGACAUCUACAGUGCUGGUCUCAUUUUCCUUCAAAUGGCAUUUCCAUCUUUAAGGACGGACAGCGCGUUAAUUCAAUUCAACCGUCAGCUAAAGAGGUGUGAUUACGACUUGGUUGCAUGGAGGAACACUGUCGAGCCUCGUGCAAGCCCUGACCUUCGCAAGGGGUUUGAGCUGCUGGAUUUUGAUAAUGGGAUAGGAUGGGAACUUCUGACAUCAAUGGUCCGCUACAAAGCAAGACAAAGAAUCAGUGCAAAAGCAGCACUGGCUCACCCUUACUUUGACAGGGAAGGGCUAUUAGCUUUGUCCUUCAUACAGAAUCUGAAGUUGCAAGUCUUUAGGGCUACACAGCAAGAUUAUGGGGAAGCUGCCAAGUGGAUAAUAAAUUUAAUGGCAAAAUCUGGAACAGAGAAAGAGGGUGGUUUCACAGAAGCACAGCUUCAAGAUCUCAGAGAUAUAGAGCCUAAGAAGAAGGCGAGUCCACAAAGAAAUGCUCUUGCUUCAGCUCUUAAACUUCAAAGGAAGAUUGUUAGAACAUUGAAUGAGAGCAUGGAUGAGCUUAGCAGACGCAGUAAAAGCCUAUGGUGGAGCAGGUGGAUCCCCAAAGAGGAAUAGAGUUUGUAUAUGUACAUAAUUUUUUUUCCUUUUCUGUUAACUGACCAUUCUGAAGAUAAGGAACGUAGCUGGAAUACUAUAGGAGUAUUUUGUAAAUGAUAUAAUUAGUUGAAGUCUAUAUAGUUCUGAAUCAACCGAAAUUGCUAUGAAGCUUGUUGUGUCCUUUGCAUUAAAUUCUGAAGAUAAUAAGCCAGCUGCCAAGAGUUUUUCGUAGCAGUCAGUGAAA
Gossypium arboreum is the source of this 2408-nucleotide messenger RNA. RefSeq names its product serine/threonine-protein kinase STN7, chloroplastic. Gene Ontology annotation, biological process: protein phosphorylation. The record is from RefSeq and is a predicted model, not a curated record. The transcript is spliced from 14 exons. Lineage: Eukaryota; Viridiplantae; Streptophyta; Magnoliopsida; Malvales; Malvaceae. The coding region runs from base 440 to 2182 and encodes 580 amino acids. Gene Ontology annotation, molecular function: ATP binding; protein kinase activity.